Messenger RNA from Microthlaspi erraticum, 804 nucleotides. NCBI's taxonomy places the organism in Eukaryota, Viridiplantae, Streptophyta, Magnoliopsida, Brassicales, Brassicaceae. The record is from the annotation of a GenBank genome assembly.
AUGUGUGUUAAUGAUCUUCCGGUUAGAGGAAGACAUCCCAAGUACAUGGUCUGCAAACCAACAACGAAACAGUACCAGAUCAUACCGAGGCCAAAAACCCGGCAUUUCACAAUCACACACGGUUUGGUGGUGAUGAGAACUGAUCCUCUCCGGUAUAAAAUCGUCAGGCUCUCGCCUUCCAACAGGAGGUACAACUUGAAUUUUACUCUCGUUUGUGAUGUUUUCGAUUCCGAUUCGUUUGCAUGGAAGCGACUAUCAAAGAACGUGGAACUACCGGCAGAAGAUAUGCCAGGUGUAAGAAUGUCUGAACCCGUUGCUGCUUACGAGUUCUUGCAUUGGUUAACGGCCAACAACAACGUGUUACGGUUUUGUCUGAAAACCGACACUUGGUCGUUUCUCGCGGUUCCUGAGCAUCUAGCGAGCGACAAGUCUCUGAAAUUGGCGAGAUACGAAGGGAAGCUUGGGUUUUUCAGAUCAAGAUCGAAGGAAGGAGUGGAUUAUCAGGAGAUAUGGGUUUUAGAGAGCAGUUUGAGGAGUUCUUGGGUGAAAGUGAAAGAGAUUAAAAGUAUGGGGCUCGAACCAGUGGGAAUCUUGAGCAACGACGUCGUAACGCUGGUUGACAAGGAAAAGUUCUUGUACAAUUGCAAUAUGAAUAACGGCAAGUCACAAAAGUUACAAAUUAGGUCUCCAAGAUUUUCUCCUUAUAUGGUUGCGAACUCGAGUUAUUUCCAUCUCUGUUCUGAUUUCAAGAGAGUUGAAUUUGGCGGGAGAUCCAACGGCUAUCAACAAGACAAGUCACUUUAA